Molecule: messenger RNA, 576 nt
Organism: Solanum verrucosum
Lineage: Eukaryota; Viridiplantae; Streptophyta; Magnoliopsida; Solanales; Solanaceae
Exons: 4
Coding region: 72-356 (94 amino acids)
Biological process (GO): translation
Cellular component (GO): mitochondrial large ribosomal subunit
Molecular function (GO): structural constituent of ribosome
Source: RefSeq, a predicted model, not a curated record
UCUCGGUUCUUCCACUGGGCAAGCAUCCUCAGCAGAUACUGGCACAAUUCUUUUAAUUGGAAGACCAUACAAUGCCGCUGGGACUGUUAUUAGGUUUAGGGAGAUCUUUCAGAAGAAAGCGUACUUCAUCUCUUGAUAUUCUUACUACAAAAAAGGUUCCUCGGGGCUUCUACAAGGGAAAAAAUUGCAAGCCUACUGGUUUUCACACUCGCAAAGGUGGUUAUGUUAUUGUGCAAGAGAAGCUGCCUAACUACGUAGUUCCAGAUUUGACCGACUUCAAGCUGAAGCCAUAUGUAUCCCAAUGCCCGAUAGGAACUACAAGUGCAAGUACGGAGGCAAACAAAACUGCAAAAUAAGAAAGAAAGGAGAAAAAUGAUGAACACUUCAAGGAUAUUUAGGUUUUCUGUGUUCAUUUUCUAGCUUAACAUGAAGAUAACGACUUGUUUGAUCCGUUACAACGUCUACUUUUGUUGGGAUAAAAAAGUUGUCUUUUUCCUUUUCCCUUUUUAGGUACUCAUCUUUUUCAUCUAAACAUGUCAUGGGUGACAUGAUCACUCUUGUUUGAUGCCUUUGUAG